UUACAUAUUUAGUCUAUAGUUGAACUGAAUUCUCACUGAAACUAAGUUAUUUUAGUUUCUGCAAGAUUUAUUACUUUCAAAAUCACUUAGAUAUCUGAUCAUCUAGUGAAAGUCAUGGCGACCAACGGCUUCACUGAUCACCACGAUGAGUAUCAGUAUCUUAAGCUCGUUAAGCAAAUUAUAGACACAGGCGACAAAAGAGUCGACAGAACUGGCGUCGGCACUUUGUCCAUUUUUGGGGCAAUGCAAAGAUAUUCACUUAGAAACAAUACUUUGCCCCUUUUGACCACGAAGCGAGUUUUUACUAGAGGAGUUCUGGAAGAACUGCUAUGGAUGAUCUCUGGGUCAACUGAUGCCAAGGUCUUAGCCUCUAAAGGUGUCCAUAUUUGGGAUGCUAAUGGCUCAAGAGCUUUUCUAGAUAAUCUGGGCUUUACAGAUAGAGAAGAAGGAGACCUAGGUCCAGUGUAUGGAUUUCAAUGGAGACACAGUGGUGCUCAAUAUAUUGAUGCUAAAACUGAUUACAGUGGGCAAGGAAUUGACCAGCUCCAAAACAUUAUUGACAGUAUAAAGAAAAAUCCUGCAGACAGAAGGAUGCUGAUGUGUGCUUGGAAUCCUUCAGAUUUGGGUAAAAUGGCCCUCCCGCCGUGCCACUGCUUGGCCCAGUUCCAUGUAGCCAGUGGCAGGCUGUCCUGUCUCUUGUACCAAAGGAGUGCCGACAUGGGCCUUGGAGUGCCCUUCAACAUUGCCAGCUAUGCCUUCUUGACCCAUAUGAUUGCUCACAUUACAGGUCUUGAGGCUGGAGAAUUUGUGCACACAACUGGUGACACUCAUGUUUACCUGAAUCACAUUGAGCCUCUCAAAGUACAACUGGAAAGGCAACCCAAACCAUUCCCAACUUUAGAGUUUGCACGCAAAGUAGAUUCCAUCAAUGACUUUAAAUAUGAAGAUUUCAUCAUUAAAGGUUACAGUCCACAUCCGAAGAUUGAUAUGCAGAUGGCAGUUUAAGCAGUAAUUUUUGGGUAUGAUAUUAAAAAUACUAGAUAUGACCAUAAGUAUUAUUAAAAAUGUAAGU
Molecule: messenger RNA, 1072 nt
Organism: Cydia amplana
Lineage: Eukaryota; Metazoa; Arthropoda; Insecta; Lepidoptera; Tortricidae
Gene: Tyms
Product: thymidylate synthase
Exons: 5
Coding region: 115-1005 (296 amino acids)
Biological process (GO): dTMP biosynthetic process
Cellular component (GO): mitochondrion; cytosol
Molecular function (GO): thymidylate synthase activity
Source: RefSeq, a predicted model, not a curated record